AAUCAGCGUUAACAGCGUCAUUAGACACCUUUUUACAGUAGAGAAUAUGGCACUAUAAAUAUUGCAUCCCCAAUUCCGUGAAUCAGUCACCAUUUUCUCUGUACCAUGGAAGCGAUCCUACUUGCACUAAUUGUUUGUUUCGCGCAAAGCGGAGCGGUUGAUGUCGACACCUGUACAGCAGGAGAAGUGUGGGCUACCACAGAUGCAUUGUACUAUUAUGAAUGUUUGGCUCCAGGAGUGGCAGUUCAACUGAAAUGUCCUGAAGAUACAUACUUCGAUGGCGAUGGAUGCGUGGAUGGAGUUCCUCCAGAUUCGUCCGAAGAGGAUACUACAACAACCACUUCCACAACAACAACCACCACAACCCCUUCUACCACAACAACUUCUAGCACAACGACUUCUACUACCACGACUACUACAACUACAACACCUUCCACAACAACGACAACUACCACGGAAUCCACCACUACAACUGAAGCGACUCCUGCUACUGAAGCUCCUACCCCUGCAAGUGGAAGCUCAACGAAUUCAACAACUACUUCUGCUGCUACCAAUGCUGCAACGGAAUCGCCAACACCCCCUAGCACAUGAGGCUUUGGUUGCAGAGAAAAUAAUGAUAAAUAGGUACCUCCUGGAAUGGUUUUCCACGAAUCUAAGUAAAGGUGAUGUUUAUCAGUGUCAA
Messenger RNA from Hermetia illucens (black soldier fly), 682 nucleotides. Its product is annotated as integumentary mucin C.1-like. The transcript is spliced from 2 exons. Lineage: Eukaryota; Metazoa; Arthropoda; Insecta; Diptera; Stratiomyidae. The record is from RefSeq and is a predicted model, not a curated record. Bases 106 to 591 code for a protein of 161 amino acids.